CGUACAAGACAAGAUGGAAACACGAUAGUCAUAUAUAGGACAUGCGCAAUGCAAGGUCGUUGAGAUUACCGGAACCUCCGGUUCAGCACCUUGUGACAAGCCCGCAGGUCCGAUAUCAACAACUUUUUCUCUCCAUCUGAAACCCUACUACACCAUGUCGAGCGAUCAAAAGGGAGCCGUCUCUGACGCGAGUGAUAACUCUUUGCAUGAAGAACAAACCUUACCUCGUGCCAAGGUCAAGUGGUACCGAUCAACAUACUACAAUGCAAUUAUCCUCGGACUAUGCAACUUCUGCGCUCCCGGUAUUUGGGGUGCGAUGAAUGCUUUGGGCGGAGGCGGCGAGCAGAGUCCGUUUUUGGUCAAUACUGCAAAUGCCCUGACCUUCUGUUUGAUGGUGCUCACUUGCGCGUUCUCCGGAGUGUUUGUGAAGUAUAUCGGCAUUCGGUGGACUCUGGUGCUUGGAGCCGCCGGUUAUUGCCCCUUCGCUGCUGGUCUAUACUGCAACAACCGAUUCGGGAGUGCUUGGUUUGUUCUUUUCGGUGCUGCAUGUUGUGGUCUCGGUGCCGGCAUUUUCUGGAUGGCUGAGGCUGCGAUUGCCAUGUCAUAUCCCGAACCGUACAACCAGGGCCGCUUCCUCGGCGUGUGGCUGAGCUUUCGGGUAGCUGGGCAGAUCCUUGGAGGUGCUGUCAAUCUUAGUCUCAAUUCGAACCGAAACUACUCUGGCUCAGUUUCUUUCGACGUCUACCUCGUCUUUAUUGCGAUCCAGGCUGCUGCACCGUUCAUUGGUCUGUUCAUCACAGCACCGAGCAAGGUGGAGCGAACCGAUGGAGCGAUCGUCAAGUGUGGCAUCGACAGAAGCCAGAAUACGUUGAAAGAGCUCGCAGAUACUGGCAGGCUUUUUCUUGGGAAACCUUUCUUGUUGAUCUUGCCCUUGAUCGCUCAGGCAGUAUUCGCAGAAUCAGUCUACUUCACCUUUCAGGGUCUCUGGUUUACGGUGCGCGCCAGAGCGCUGGCUUCAUUCCUGUCCGGCAUCGUCGCAUUGAUUGGAGGCAACGUGCUUGGAGCGUUCCUCGACAACAAAAAGCUAUCCAUGCGGCUACACAGCCGAUGGGCAUUCAUCGUUGUCCUCACUCUGCAGGGUGCCUGGUGGCUGUGGGGAACAGUGUUGGUGACUCAGUACCGCAAGACUCGACCGACCUAUGACUGGGUUGAUGCCGGCUUUGGAAGUGGUUUUGCCUGGUUCCUCCUGCAAGUAAUCGGGUUCCAACUGAACUAUAUGUACUUAUACUUCGUUGUUGCCAGCCUUGCGAAGAACGAGGCAGAGAUCAUUCGAUAUUCUGGUUUGCUCCGUGGAUCAGAGAGUGCUGUUCAAGCCGUCUCAUAUGGCUUGGGCAGCAUCGCAAUCAUGGGCGAGGUCGGCUGCACAUACAUCAAUUUCGGACUGUGGGCAUUUUCGUUGUAUCCGGCUUGGCUCGUGGUUCGACGGAUCGGUGAGAACGUCGACAAGGAAUGGACUAAAGCAUGAUUUGAGAUACAACACAUAAUGUGGGUAGUGAUGUAAAAGAAGCAUGUGAUGAUUGACCAUCGUGGUUUGAGUACAGAAUCAUCACGAGUUUCCCGUGCCCGGAUUGGGAGCUGUUCGGCGCAACCCGUGUCAUUCGUGUCCAGGGACAAGCUGCACAGAACCAUGAUGAUGUGAAGAAGCCAAUACUCGCGAGCUCUGGAAGACUUGGUUCGUGAUGCUCGCAUGAGCACAUGAGACAAUGGUCGCACAUUCAGCAGGAUUGCUUAUCCCUACAUGUCCGUCGAGGGAAU
Molecule: messenger RNA, 1815 nt
Organism: Dissoconium aciculare CBS 342.82
Lineage: Eukaryota; Fungi; Ascomycota; Dothideomycetes; Mycosphaerellales; Dissoconiaceae
Product: MFS general substrate transporter
Exons: 1
Coding region: 155-1525 (456 amino acids)
Biological process (GO): transmembrane transport
Molecular function (GO): transmembrane transporter activity
Source: RefSeq, a predicted model, not a curated record